Achroia grisella is the source of this 816-nucleotide messenger RNA. RefSeq names its product UPF0598 protein CG30010-like. The coding region runs from base 59 to 715 and encodes 218 amino acids. The transcript has 2 exons. The record is from RefSeq and is a predicted model, not a curated record. Lineage: Eukaryota; Metazoa; Arthropoda; Insecta; Lepidoptera; Pyralidae.
CCAUAGGUAAUGUCAAAUUUGUCUAACAGAUAAAAAAAUAUUUAUUCCGGGAUAAAAAAUGAAAAUCAUACAGAGUUGGUGUCAAAAGCUUAAUUUUAUAAAAUCUCCCAAUAUACAAAGUAGAUUUAUAACCUAUAAACAAGGGCAGGAACCCGUACCAAAUAUUAGAGAAUAUUUCUAUUACAUCGACCAUCAAGGAAUGUUAUUUUUGGAUGAUUCUAAAAUGAAAAAUUUUACUUCAUGUUACAAAGAAAAGAAAUUUUUGGAGUUUUUCUUCAAGAGAGUUAAAUUAAAUACUACUGGAAGAUAUGAAGAUGAGUUUCCUUUUGUGUCAUUAUGUGGAAGGGAGAGAAAUUAUAUUAGAUGUGAUGAUGUCCCAAUAGUUUAUACCCAUUUGAUUAAUAACAGUAGUGGCAUAUAUUUUUUAACAUAUGGUUAUGCUGGAGAUUUACUGAAAACACAAUUUCUACCCGAAAAAAUAUAUAUGUCAAAUACAGGCAGAAUCUAUCAUCCUGCAGAUGAUAAAUAUGGAGGAAUUGGAUUGAUACGAUCGAAACUGGCAAUAGAGCUUAGUAAACAUUUUAAGUUUAACAAUGGGAAUAAUCUAUCACCUACACAUUUUAUCUGGAAUAAUGAAACAUAUGAACUAGACAAGAAUUGGUUUUCUGACAAAAUUGAAAAGUUUAAUGUGAAAAUAAAAACAGAUCCUGAUUAACAAUUCCUAUGUACUUAAAAAAAUAAUAAGAUAGGUCUAGAUAAUUAUUCAUAUUAUGUUGUAUAUUAUUUGUUAGUAAUUUUAUUAAGACAAUAUAAAUU